This is a messenger RNA of Mobula hypostoma (lesser devil ray), 2037 nucleotides long. It is a transcript of the gene tmem127, whose product is annotated as transmembrane protein 127. Gene Ontology annotation, biological process: negative regulation of cell population proliferation; negative regulation of TOR signaling. NCBI's taxonomy places the organism in Eukaryota, Metazoa, Chordata, Chondrichthyes, Myliobatiformes, Myliobatidae. The transcript is spliced from 3 exons. The coding region runs from base 130 to 843 and encodes 237 amino acids. The record is from RefSeq and is a predicted model, not a curated record. Gene Ontology annotation, cellular component: membrane.
CCGAACAGGCGUCACGUCCGGUGUCGGCGCUAUCGGUUCCGCUGGGAACGCGGAGAGCUUGGCCGGUGCCGGCCGCCGAUUCCCGGGUCGGUCUUUCGCCAUUAUUCGCCCGGCGAGGAACGGGGAAACAUGUACGGGCCGUCGGGGUCGGGUCUAUCGGGGGCGCGCAGGCGACCCGGCGCCGGUGGCGCACUCCCCAAACACACGGAGCGGAGCUUGGCGUCGGCGGUACCCGGCGCGCUCUCGGUGACCGCCUUGUGCACGGCGCUGGCGGAGCCCGCCUGGCUGCGCGCCCACGGGGGCCUGUGCCAGCGACAGGAGCUCGGCGUGGCCGAUGUCCUGGGCAACUUGGAUUCGGCUCUGCUGGAAGAAUAUUGUAUGAAUUCUCAGACUGUGCUGCUUCUGCGGGUCAUUGGUGCCUUCUGUUUCCUGGGGAUUAUUUGCAGUUUGUCAGCCUUUUUACUUGAUGUGUUUGGACCAAAACACCCAGCACUGAAGAUUACCCGCAGAUAUGCAUUUGCACAUAUUCUUACAGUUCUCCAAUGUGCCACGGUGAUAGGGUUCUGCUACUGGGCAUCAGAGCUGAUCUUAGCACUUCAGCAGCAACACAAGAAAUAUCAUGGCUCUCGUGUCUACGUGACCUUUGCAGUCAGCUUUUAUCUGGUGGCAGGAGCUGGAGGAGCAUCCAUCUUAGCAACAGCUGCUAACCUCUUGCGACACUACCCAACAGAAGAAGAAGAACAAGCUCUGGAACUGCUCUCAGAAAUGGAAGAGAACGAACCAUAUCCAGUGGAAUAUGAGAUUGUUAAUCAGUUCCAACCUCCCCCUGCAUACACACCUUGAUUAGCAGGACAUAUUACAAUUUUUCACUUUUAAGUCUAUCAUCAUUUGAUUCUUUGAAUUUGUACUUUACCUUAGUAGAUUUUUACCUAGAGCAGCUGCCUCUCCUCUCUGACCACUUAUCAUUUGUGCAACUCAGCUUAAAGCUUGCUGGUAAAAUGGAGGUCAGGAGCUGCAGUCAUCUUAAAGUCAGAUGUUUGCUGAUUUUUCUGCUCCCUUGCUGUUCAAGGGAUGAUAGUAGCCUUCUGCAGAUGGGUGGGGGAGAUGCAAAUCCUUCCAUGUAAGUAAAAUACAUCUUCAUAACUAUUUAAAGAGGCAGUAUCUUUUUAAACUAAAUCUAAAUUUGAAAUGUAAAUUUUAAGUUGUUUUCCCCCAGAGCUUUUAAACAAACUAAAAUUAUGUUUCAUUUCAUAAGUAAUUAACAUGUUCAAAUUAUUUUAGAAGGAUUUUAACUGGCAAAUUUCUUGUAUUAGACAAGGAAACUUUAUUCUCAUAGCUUAUUGUUAUCUAUUCAUUCUCACUGUACAGUGUCUUAAUACUAGGAAAUAUUUUUUCAUUCAUUCAGUUGAAAAGUGCCAGUCCCAAGUUUAAGGGAACCUAUCAACAUUUGUUAGAGAGGGGUUACUAGACAAAUCUAUAUUGUGAACAGCCAAGUGAUUUAUAUAAGAUUGUGCUUCUGACUACAUAAUAUUCAAAGUUUGAUCCGUCAUUGGUAGAAGCCUAUUACCCUUCCCUAAUGUCACAAAGAUAGAAAAAGCACUUUAUUAGAUUGGGUUUAGAAAUGAUUUAAAAAUCUUGCAUUUAUACAGCACCUUCUAACAUAGCAAACAUUCAAUGCGCCUUGCAUCAAAAGAUAAAAUUGGUCAAAUAACGAAGGAAGAUGAAGAGGUAAAGUGGAAAAGUUAAGUGGGAGAAUUUCAUUUUCUUUCAAUUCACACAAAUCUUGACAGAGAUGUUUUGAUACACAGGUUUUUGUACAUCAGUUGAUGUGAAAAAAUAUCAACAUUGUUCACCUCAAACAUUUGAUACUGAUAUCAAAAGUUUAUUAGUUUAAUGAAUGUAAUGUGAAGAUAUACAAUGGGACCCAUCUGAUACAGACAUAUUAAUGAGGCUCAAGUGAAAUAGGAAUUUAAUCAUGCUACUUUUUAAUCAAUUGUUUUACCAGUUAACUAUGAAAUAAAUUUUACAUUAGAAUUA